UAUAAAGCAAAUGCCACGGUACGUCCUUAUCUCUCCAUUGUCUUCUGAAAGUCGUACUCAACAAACGAAACGCUAUGCCUAACUUUUUCAACCCGCUCCACCAACCUGUCCCGCCGACCUUCCAAUCUCAAGACAGCGCUCUCUCGGACGCAUGUCCGACACUUGUCCCGCCUUUCCCAACGAACCUUCCUUAUCCCUCAUUCGUAAGACUCCCACAGUCACCGCCACAGAAGAUCACUGCCGUGCAACCGCGCGCGUUCCCUGCUCCACCGAUCAGGAUGGGUGUCCCCAUGCGGGAGCUGGUCGUUAGAUCAGGCUGUGCGCUCGAAAGAAUGCUUGUAGGUGCUGCUGAGCAUGUUGGGGCAACGAUGGGCAAGGCCUUGCGCGUGUGGCCGGGGUACGAACACGUCGACUGGAGCUCUUCUAUCGAACUGUUUACCUCUUCUGGUCCGCUGACGCGCGGACAGCUCGCCGUAGAAAUAUCCAAUGCAUUUCAUAGCUUCAUCAUGAAAUCAUCCACAUAUCCUCCCUCUCCCCUUGCGUACGAUUGGCGAACAAGUACGGGUGGUAUUAGCUUUGAUAGACUCAUUCUCCUUGCGUGUUGGAAUUUACAUGACGACGUGUGGAUGGCGGACGUGUUUGUGGACCGUCGGUAAACAAGCCGAUCGUUUCGCGACUUUCGCUUUGAUUUCUUCUUUCUUCUUUUCCUUUGUGUAGUUCUUUUGGUGUUACUUUAAAGCGACGUCUUUCUGUUAAUGUAGCUUUACACACGCUAUCCAAUCUACAUCUGCAAAACUACCCGAGGGCAUGAGCAGCAUAUGGAUGCCUCCGUUUGGAAGUGACUUGUUGUAAGGCUCCUUUCGCGUUCGGUAAAACAAUUGUUGGCCAAUGAGAGGGCCUGCUGAAGUACGAAAGAGUUG
Molecule: messenger RNA, 920 nt
Organism: Pisolithus orientalis
Lineage: Eukaryota; Fungi; Basidiomycota; Agaricomycetes; Boletales; Pisolithaceae
Exons: 4
Coding region: 75-656 (193 amino acids)
Source: RefSeq, a predicted model, not a curated record